GUGAGCCCCUCCUCGCAGAGGCGGCGCUUGGAUUGGGUGACAUCAGCCGCGGGCGAGCAGGGAUGCUGAGCGGGGCUCUGCCAUCGCAUCCCCCCCACCCUGCGACCCCAAAAAGGAGCCCAACGGGGGGGCGCUGAGGAUGCUGCGCUAAGGGAUGUCCAUGGUGCUCACCCUGCUGGUCUCCGUCCAUCGGCUGUGCCGUCUUUUCGCCAUGUCGGGUGUGGAGAGGCUGGCGGUACCCGAGUGCGUGAGCCAGGCGGGAUGCUGGGCUGCGGGCGGCUCCAGGGAACGCCGCGAGGUUUCCCCCGGGGUGAAUUCAGACAUAAGGGCGGCUCUAGAGCGGAUCCUGCCUGCCCUACAGCGCUCCAUCGCCUGUGCCAAACAGGCUGCAGGCCCUGCUGAGAUGGGGAAAGCCAUCGCUGAGAUCUUCCAGCUGGUGGAAGAAGCCUGGGGGAUGCCCACGGUGGGCAGGGAUGUGGCCAAAGCGCUGUGUGAUGCCAUCCGCCUGGAGGGAGGCCUGGACCUGCUGCUCAACCUGCUCUACACUGCUGAGCUGGAAACCAAGUGCCAGGCGGGGCAGCUGCUGGAGCAGAUCCUGGUGGCAGAGAACAGGGACCGGAUUGCCCGGAUCGGUCUGGGUGUGAUUCUGAACCUUGCCAAGGAACGAGACGUUCCCCAGCUGGCGCAGAGCGUAUCUGGCAUCCUGGAGCACAUGUUCAAGCACACAGAGGAGACCUGCUCCCAGCUCAUCUCUGACGGGGGCCUGGAUGCCAUCCUCUACUGGUGCCGCUGGACUGAUCCCGUGGUGCUGCGGCACUGUGCCAUGGCCUUGGCCAACUGUGCCAUGUACGGCGGGCAGGGCAACCAGCGCCUGAUGAUCAAGAAGAAGGCGGCCGAGUGGCUUUUCCCAUUGGUGUUCUCAAGGGAUGAUGAAUUCAUUCGCCUGCACGCCUGCCUGGCCAUCGCUGUGCUGGCCACCAACAAGGAAAUAGAGAAGGAAGUGGAGCUCUCGGGAACGUUGGCUCUGGUGGAGCCAUUCAUUGCCUCGCUGGAUCCGGAGCAGUUUGCUUGUGAUAUGCUGGGGAGCAGCGAUAACAGCCAGGGCAGGACAGCUGAGGACCUGCAGCGCUUGGUCCCUUUGCUGGACAGCUCGCGGCUGGAGGCGCAGUGCAUCGCUGCCUUCUACCUGUGCACUGAGGCUGCCAUCAAGGCCAGGCAGAAGAAAACAAAGGUUUUCAGUGAGAUUGGGGCCACGCAGAGCCUCAAGAGAGUGGUUUGUUACUCCACCAGCAGCACCACGUCCUCCCUGGCCAAAAAGGUUCUGCGUCUGAUAGGGGAGGAGGUGCCCCGGCGCAUCCUGCCCACUGUGCCCAACUGGAAGCCCUGUGAGGUGCAGACGUGGCUGCAGCAGAUCGGAUUCACCAAGUUCUGCCCGAGCUUUAUGGAGCACCAGGUGGAUGGGGACAUUCUCCUGAGGCUGACAGAGGAGGAGCUGCAGGAGGACCUGGGGAUGGGCUCCAGCAUCACACGGAAGAGGUUUUUCCGGGAGCUGACGGAGCUGAAAACCUUUGCCAACUACUCCACCUGCGACCGCAGCAACUUGGCUGACUGGCUGGGCAGCAUCGACCCCAUGUUCCGUCAAUACACCUACAACCUGCUCACCUGUGGCAUCAACCGCAGCUUCCUGCACCGUGUGACAGAGCAGCAGCUGCAGGAUGACUGCCACAUCAGCACCGGCUUCCACCGCACCCGCAUUCUCUCUGCUGCAAGAGAAAUGCUUCAUUCUCCCAUAACGUUGCAAACGUCAUCUGAUGGGACCGAUGUAUUUAUCAGCUACCGGAGGAGCACAGGGUCGCAGUUGGCCAGCCUGCUGAAGGUCCACCUGCAGCUGCACGGCUUCAGUGUGUUCAUCGACGUGGAGAAGCUGGAGGCAGGGAAGUUUGAGGACAAGUUGACCCAGAGCGUCCUGAGCGCCCGCAACUUUGUGCUGGUCCUCUCACCCCACGCACUGGAUAAGUGCAUGGCAGACCCUGAGUGCAAGGACUGGGUGCACAAGGAGAUCGUGACAGCCCUGAACUCUGGAAAGAACAUUGUCCCCGUCACAGACCAUUUUGAGUGGCCUGAUCCAGAAACACUUCCCAAGGACAUGAGGGCUGUCCUGAAAUUUAAUGGCAUCAAGUGGUCCCACGAGUACCAGGAGGCCACUAUCGACAAAAUCAUCCGCUUCCUCCAGGUUCGCUCCUCCCGGGACUCCUCAGCAGGGUCAGACAAUGGACUGGACUGUUCUGCUCCCAUCGGGACAACCUAGAGCCAGGACAGAGGCCACAUCCCCUCCAGAGACAUGCAGGUGACCCCAUUUGAUGUGGGGCCCAAUUUCUCCCAUUGGUUUUCCCCAUCCCAGUAGUGCCCUUUCUUCUCCCUUCCGCGGGACCUGAUCGACCUCCUGGCACGAGAUGAGGCUGGGGGCAGUGCUGGGGAGGACAGGCUGCCCUCCAAACCCUCAUCCAGAGUGGUGGCAUCUCCUGAGGAUGCAAAGCAGGGGGAUCGGUGGGGUACAAUGCAAGAGGACACAGGAGGAAGGGAGCAGUGCAAAGAAAACAGCCCAUGGUUGUGCUCAGAAGGUGAAGGCAGGAAAGGGCAAAUAAAGCUAAGCCCUCACCAAGUCCCCGUGUUUGGGGAAGAUAACACAAGCAAGGCUUCUAAACCACUCGGCAGGCAGAAGAUUUCCCUUCCCUGGGGAUAUCCCUUUAUUACAUGAGUUCGUCCCCUCUUUGAGGCCUUUCCCUCCUGAUGCUGCAAAACCACUUUGUGCUCUUAGCUCUGCUGGAUGAAGUUUGGCUUUCGAUCACGGGACGUUUCCAAAGGGCUUUUGCAAACAAGUGCUUUUAAAACAACACCCUCCCCUCCAUCUGAAAUCUCAGCGUUGCCGCUCUAUCAGGUGUAUUUAUACAUAUUAUACACUCCUCCUCCCUGCCCUCCCUGAAGCCUCACUACCUGCCCUAACUGGCAGGAACACACAUUGCCUUCUGGCUUAGAUCCACAAAUGUAUCAUAAAAAUAAAAAUAACUUAAAAUUCUGGUGCUUAAUCAGAGCUUUAUAGAUUGCUCUUAUCAGCUCACGGUUAAUGGCAUCUUUGCUCCCCAGUGAAAGGUUAAUAGCUCUAUAUGCCCAGCACUCAUCAGACACAGCAUCAUCUAAUCUUCAGAUUAAGCACCGAGGCAACCAAUGCAUGAGCCCAAAGGUGAAUCUGCCAAAGCAUACGAGCAACGUGUGAACUGCUUCAGGGAAAAGUCUUGACUAACUUACUGAAGGUCAAGGCCUCCAGAGCCACUAAAGGAGUUCCAUUCAAACACUGCAGAGGAUUCUCCUUCCUACAAUAACACCAUUUAUAACAUGAUAUAUAACAAUAACGUGUUUUUGUAUGGUUUCCUAGCAGCUCUCUAGCAUUCAUCCUCCCCAUGCACCACUCUGAGUAGUGAAGUUCUACUUGCCCCCUGGACUUGGGCGUCUCAGCUGCAUGAGAUCCCACCUGAUCUCUUCCCAUUUCCCUGUUAUAUGACUACCUUCACCCCCAUGAACUCACUUGGACAGAACAUCCCGUACUCAAUCACUCCCAACCUCAGCAGGUACUCCAAGGAGAUAAACACAUUCUGUUUGCUAUCCCUCUACCGUGCCAUGCCAAAAAGUUGUUCCGACCAGACAUUAAUAAUAAAUAUGGUUUACACUCUAAAUCUCAA
This is a messenger RNA of Coturnix japonica (Japanese quail), 3737 nucleotides long. RefSeq names its product sterile alpha and TIR motif containing 1 (gene SARM1). Gene Ontology annotation, biological process: signal transduction; negative regulation of MyD88-independent toll-like receptor signaling pathway; response to axon injury. Gene Ontology annotation, molecular function: signaling adaptor activity; NAD+ nucleosidase activity; protein binding. Gene Ontology annotation, cellular component: dendrite. Lineage: Eukaryota; Metazoa; Chordata; Aves; Galliformes; Phasianidae. The record is from RefSeq and is a predicted model, not a curated record.